Molecule: messenger RNA, 2265 nt
Organism: Papaver somniferum (opium poppy)
Lineage: Eukaryota; Viridiplantae; Streptophyta; Magnoliopsida; Ranunculales; Papaveraceae
Product: receptor-like protein 14
Exons: 4
Coding region: 1-2265 (754 amino acids)
Molecular function (GO): protein binding
Source: RefSeq, a predicted model, not a curated record
AUGGUACAACUGGACCAUUUAUAUAACAACAGCAGAGCGAUCGAUUUGUCGUGUAAUAGUCUUGGCGGAACCAUUCCAACAGAUAUAGUUUUAUUAAAACUACUUUAUACCCUUAAUUUGUCCCAUAAUCAUUUAUCCGGCGAUAUCCCAACAAGUAUUGGAAACUUGUCUGUUUUAGAGUCCUUAGGUUUAAGUUCUAACAGAUUGGCUGGACAUAUCCCACAAUCAUUGGCAACAAUCGACUCUCUUGGGAUGUUUAACUUAUCGUACAAUAACCUAUGUGGUAGAAUACCUAGACAAGAUCACUUUGAUACACUCAGUUUGGAUGGUUCAGCUUUUGUUGGGAACAGUUUGUUGUGUGGAUCUCCAACAAAUAAGGUUUGCGAGGGUGAUCACAAAACUAGUACCAGGGAUACCAAUCCUACAAUUGAAGUUGAUGAAGUCAAUCCAGAAGAUUCAAAAGAAAGAUUAUUGGUGUAUGCUAUAGCUGCCUUGGGAUUUGGAGUUGGAUUUUGGGUCACUAAGUUCCCGCAUGCCUCGCACUGCUGCCAUGAAGAGGAUAGAAAUGCUCUCUUGAGCUUUAAAUCUUCAAAUCGUUUAUCGUCGUGGAAGCAAGGCAGCCAACAUAACUGUUGUAAUUGGCAUGGCAUUAAAUGUUCCAAUGGCUCAUUUCGGGUGGUCUCCAUCAAUCUAAGAAAUAAAGGCCUUGAAAAUUACAUCGAGGAAUUUGAGUAUGAUUCCUUUGAUGUCUUUGAUCCACGAAGCACUUUUCUGGCAGGUAAGUUUUCUGCUUCCCUUCUGAAAGUUACUCAUUUAGAGUAUCUUGAUCUUGCCUAUAAUGACUUCCAGGAAUCAGAUAUCCCACGUAAGUUUUCUGAUCUAACAUCACUCACUCAUCUUGAUCUCUCCUACGCAAAUUUUGCAUCAUCAAUUUCCACACAAGUCACCAACUUACCAUCUCUGCAGUUCCUCGAUUUAUCCUGCAACUCUGAUUAUUUUAGCACUUCUUGCUUGGAAUCAUUAUCUACAAAAUGGUUGAGAGGUUUAGUGAAUCUUAAGGUAUUAAGGUUGAGCGGUAUUGAUCUAUACGAGGCUACAUGUCCACAAGAGAAAUUUGGUGAACAUAUAUCGUAUCUUUGUAAUCUCAAGGAGCUCGAUCUUUCUUAUUGCAAUAUAUCUAGCUCGGUUUUCCCCAUUCACAAGUUUCACAAUCUUUCUCGUCUAUCAUCUUUUAAUAUGAAUCACAAUUUUGGAAUUCCUUAUCCAUUCCCAGUUGAGCUGGCUAAUUUGACUUCACUUUCUAUUCUUGGGUUAUCUGGCUGUAAUCUCCAUGGUUCAGUCCCUUAUCUUGAUGGAUCACUACAUUCUUCGUUCUAUGAUCUUUCCGAACUACAAUAUCUAUACCUAUCUGAUAAUUCAGUUACAGGUUUUAUUCAUCCUUCAAUCUCGAACCUAAAAUUCCUUUACCAUCUCGACUUAUCUUUUAAUAAUUUUGAAGGGUCCAUACCAAAAUCAAUCUGUGAGAAUCUUCCUCUUGAAAUACUUCUUUUGGAUUACAAUAAUAUUACAGGAACUAUACCAAGUUGCUUAUCAAAGCUCCAAAAUCUUAAGCACUUUGCAGUUGCUGGAAACUCUAUUGAGGGCAAUGUUUCGUUUUUCUCCCUGAUGAAUGAAAACCUAAUUGCCCUUGAUAUGAGGUUUAAUAGCCGUUUAAACCUAGAUAUGAGUUUACAGUUACUUCCUAAGUUUAGACUAAAAUAUCUAAGGUUAAGGUCAUGCAAUCUCAAAGGAUCAUUCCCUAUUUCCAUUUGUAAUUUGACUGAUCUUGUGGAAUUGGAUUUUUCUGAUAAUAGCUUAACAGGAACCACCCCUUCUUGUCUUUUCAAACUCAAACAUCUUCUUAAUAUAUAUCUGCCAGAUAACAAACUUCAUGUGGUCCACUGCCACUUCCACCUAAAGACGAAAGACACCAUUAAUAACGUCACUAUGGAAGAGGCUAAUUCCUUAGCAGUUCAGCAUACUAUUGAAGCCUGGUCUCCACCAUACUCUCGGGGAAAUCUGUUUCUGUUACUAUUGCGAGAGAUCAUAAUGAAGUUACAGUCCCAACCCGUCAUCGUGGAAAGUGACUGGCAAACAGCGCCUUGGAGAAUUCAGAGAAGAAUAGAAGGCAUCAAAUGGUUCUCGAAUAAUUUCGAAUCUGUUUCUUUCAAAUUUGUGAAGAGAGGAGCUAACUCUGAGGCUCAUAAUCUCGGUCUUACACUGUAA